AUGAUGACUGAAGAGCUGACCGAUUUAACCGCACCGAAACCCGCCGUGGAAGUGAAAAGCGUGGCGAUGAGCCCCACGGAGGAGCCAAUAUUCGCCGUGCUCGGGGCUGACCCCUCCGCAGCCCCGGGGAAGAAGCCAAACGGCGGGGCUAAGUCACCUCCUGCGACCGCUGUAAUGGCCACCACCUCCGACACUGAGUCCGGGAUCUUCUCCGGGGAAAGCGAAACGUGCGUGGAGCACGAGUGCGAGCUGGACUGGUUCUGCGUGACCGAGUUGAAACUAAUUUGCUCCCACUGCACCAUAGUCGGCUCCUGCCACGGACACUCCGUGACGCCCCUGGAGAACAGAGUCACUGCAGUCCGGAAUCAUCUUGUGGACGUGUGUGAAAAAAUGCAGCUGCAGGCGCAGAGGAUGGAAAAGUUCAUCGAGCACACACUUAAAGCCAAGGAGCAAAAACUUCAGGUGGCAGCGAACGUGGCUCGGGAGCGGGUGGUGGCCCGGGUCACUGCCGCCCGCGAGGCCCUGGAGGAGGAGGAGCAGCGGCUCCUGGAGGAGGUCCAACGGGAGGAGGAGCGUGUGGAGCAGUGCCUCCUAACCCAGAGGGCUCACUGGGGCCAGGCCAUGGCCAGCCUGACAGGCACACGCUCCCGCUUAGUGCACACCCUCACACACUCUUCCGAUGCACAGCUGGUGUUGAGCAUUCAGGAGAUUGCUGAAAGAGUGGAGGAGGCCGACGGAGUGGGCCAGCCGUGCGAUACGGAACAGCUCAACAUGAAGCCAGGUUGUGGCGACAGCAUCCUGCUGAGGGGAAUGUGGGCCACAGCCAUGCUACACGGGCCAAAGGCUUAUGCAUUGUCCUCUUUAAAGUUUGACGAGCGCACCGCUAACCACCUCCUGUCGCUCUCUGACGACCGCUGCACUUUGACCUACCUCCACAAGAAACCUCGCCAGCCUCUGCCUUACGACCCGGCCCGCUUCGACUGCUGGCCCAACGCCCUGGGCUCCCUGUCCUUGUCCUCCGGCACCCAUAGCUGGGUGGUGGAGGUUGGCCAGAGCGCCGCUUUCAAGGUGGGCAUCUGCUACGUGGGCCUGCAGCGGAAAGGCUCCGGGGACCUGGCCAGGCUGGGACACAACGACCAAUCGUGGGUGCUUUCCCACUACGACGGUGAGUACUCUUUCUUGCACGCGGGAGAAAAGGUGCUGCUACGAAUGGCGACAAGACCUCAGAGGGUCGGCAUCCUGCUGGACUGGUCCAGUCACACGUUGCUGUUUUACGAGCCCGAAUCCGCCACCAUUUUGCACUGCGUUACGCAUCACUUCGCCGCCCCUUUGUUGCCCGCGUUUGCUGUGACUGACCAACAUAUCACCAUAUUACAUUGACAACAACAAACUACUUCUUAACAUGAACAAUGUGAAUGUCUGUCUGGUCACUAUUCAGACAGUAAAAGCAAUUCUAAAAUUGUUUAUAAUGGCUGUUAAAUCAAGUGCACUGACCGUUGAGUUAAAACCCUGGACGCCAACAGUGGUGGUCUUCCACCAUCUAUCUACUCAGGAUUCAAACCCACACCAUCACUGGCUCGGAAGUCAAGUGCAGAAGUUGGGCCACCAACUUUACUUUGGUGCACAACCUGGCAUCUGUGAGCACAAACACAAUCAUACUUAUGUUUUGUCUCCUUUGUUCUACUCGGUCUAUUGGCAGUUAGCAAAGUAGCUUACCAGUCCUCAACUGGAAUUGUCCUACCAUUGAAACAAAGCAAAUGGGAGGUGAAUGUGUCGCCAUCUAGCGGUGAGCUAGAAAAUGGGCAUGUGCACCCUCUCGCCCUGUCUAAUAGAAAGAUAGUGCUUUGGUGUCACCUUGACUUCUGCACGAAAUUCUAAACUUAAUGUGGAUAAAUAAUUCCUGUCGUUUUUGUGAUGCAACAGGGAUCUGUAACUAUCCUGAAUAUGCAGAAAAUUACCAUUAUUGUAGCUUCAGAUUGAAGAGUAGGUUAUAAUUGCUAUUGGAUGAUAUAGUAACAUCUUAUCACUUGACUGCUUUUUUAUGAUUAAAUUCUUUUUUUAUAUAAUCUACCCAUUGCCAAUGAUCUUUACACUGUAUUUUUGAAUUUGGAAUAAAUGAUUGUCAUAUUUCUUUG
Molecule: messenger RNA, 2135 nt
Organism: Syngnathus typhle (broad-nosed pipefish)
Lineage: Eukaryota; Metazoa; Chordata; Actinopteri; Syngnathiformes; Syngnathidae
Gene: bspry
Product: B-box and SPRY domain containing
Exons: 6
Coding region: 1-1380 (459 amino acids)
Molecular function (GO): protein binding
Source: RefSeq, a predicted model, not a curated record